Molecule: messenger RNA, 1770 nt
Organism: Acanthosepion pharaonis
Lineage: Eukaryota; Metazoa; Mollusca; Cephalopoda; Sepiida; Sepiidae
Source: the annotation of a GenBank genome assembly
AUGCUUAAUUCCUUCUUGUCUCCAAUUUUUCAAUUCUUUGUAGUCAUUAAUAUUAUUACGCUGCCCAUACCCGCUGUAGGUGUACUAUGGAAAACCAAGCUCCAGAAUGUUCCCAAAAUGUUUCUAGAGGCACCGGCCAACAUCAACGCUCACAAUUAUUCCAUGAUACUGAAUUACCCAAAUCUUUGCGACAGCAAAGAGCAAGUAUUCUUGUUGAUUCUGGUUCGUAGUAUUCCAGAGAAUGUUCUCCGGCGUCAAAUUAUCCGGAGUACAUGGGGUAAUGUCAAGUCCGUGAAAAAUGAAACAAUCAAAGUCGCUUUUCUGUUUGGCAACAAUAACCAAAAUUCAAACAAAAUACUCAAAGAGGAACAGAUUAAGUAUAAGGACAUUCUCCAAGAGACAUUCCAAGAAUCUUGUAAUCUAUUUUUUGUCUGUCUUUUUUGUGUCUCUAUCUUGAUCUAUCUAUCUAUCUAUCUAUCUAUCUAUCUAUCUAUCUAUCUAUCUAUAUUAUGUCUUUCUGUUUGUCUAUAUCAGUCUGUUCAUAUCUAUCUAUUUAUCUAUCUCAAUCUCAAUGAAUCUCUAAGGAAACAAUUGACAACGAAAAUUCGACAAAAACCCGAGGAAAACUUGGAACAAGAAUCAAAAGGUACGAAUAAAAAUGAUUUCUCCUUUAUUUUCGUACUAUCUUUGUCUGAUUCAUUCGCUUUCUACACUCUAUGUUGUAUUGUGGCCAUUUUUCAUUGUCUACUUUAUAAAUCAUACACAGUCAUCCAUUUGCUUUUCAUUAUUGCGAAUGCUCGAGGUUUCUAUUUGAUUUCAUUCAUCACUUAUUCUUUCACUUUUCAGUCAUUUCUCUUUUACCACAUUCAUCAUUUUUAUCUUCCUUGCUUCCUCUUUGAUUUCAUUGAUUUUACAGUAAUUUCUAUUUUACUGCCUCAUUCCUUACUCUUUCCUUCCUCUUUGAUUUCAUUCUUCAUUUAUUUUUUCAUAUUUUGGCAUUUCUUUUUUACCGCUUCCUUCGAUUUUCCUGCCUUCCUCUUUAAAUUCAUUUUCAUUUAUUCUUUCACUUUUCAGUCAUUUCUGUUUCAGUCAUUUCUUUAUUUAUCGCUUAUUUCCUUUUUCCCGCCUUGCUCUUUAAAUUCAUUCAUCAUUUAUUCUUUCAUAAUUCAGUCGUUUCGUGUUUACUGCUUCAUUCCAUUUUCCGUCUUCCUCUUGGAAUUAAUUCAUCAUUUAUUCUUUCACAUUUCACUCAUUUCGUUUUUACUGCUUCUUUCCAUUUUACACCUUCCGCUUUGCGUUCAUUCAUCAUGUAUUCAUUCACAUUUCACUCAUUUCCUUUUUAAAGCUUCUUUCCAUUUUCCGCCUUCCUCUUUGACUUCAUUCAUCAUGUAUUCUUUCACAUUUUACUCAUUUCGUUUUUACUGCUUCUUUCCAUUUUGCGCCUUCCUCUUUGACUUCAUUAAUCAUUUAUUCUUUCAUAUUUCAGUCGUUUCGUGUUUACUGCUUCUUUCCAUUUUCCGCCUUCCGCUUUCACUUCAUUCGUCAAGUAUUCUUUCACAUUUUACUCAUUUCGUUUUUACUGCUUGUUUCCAUUUUCCGCCUUCCGCUUUGACUUCAUUCAUCAUGUAUUCUUUCACUCUUCACUCAUUUCAUUUUUACUGCUUCUUUCCAUUUUACAGCUACCGCUUUGACAUCAUUCAUUAUUUAUUCUUUCACAUUUCACUCAUUUCAUUUUUACUGCUACUUUCCAUUUUCCGCCUUCCGCUUUGA